UUGAUAUCUAAGCAAGAAUUUGGAAACCAUGAUGAACUUGACUUUGAGUUUAUUGGCACAAAAGGAUUGAUACAAACAAAUAUCUUCACAAAUGAUGGAGGUAACAGAGAGAAGAGGAUUCAACUUGGGUUUGAUCCCUCCAAAGAUUUUCACACAUAUGAAAUUGAUUUGAGUUCUAGAAGAGUUGUGUUUAGAAUUGAUAAUAAGCCAAUAAGAGUGUUCCUGCACAGUAGUAGAAGGAACUACAUAUCAAAGCCAUUACAUGUGGAGGCAAGCAUCUGGAAUGGAACAUGGGCUGGGGUUGUGGAUUGGAAGAAAGGACCUUUUAAAGCAUAUUAUCAAGGGUUUUAUAUUCAAGGAACUAUUUGCAAUUCAUAA
Molecule: messenger RNA, 378 nt
Organism: Impatiens glandulifera
Lineage: Eukaryota; Viridiplantae; Streptophyta; Magnoliopsida; Ericales; Balsaminaceae
Product: putative xyloglucan endotransglucosylase/hydrolase protein 1
Exons: 2
Biological process (GO): carbohydrate metabolic process
Molecular function (GO): hydrolase activity, hydrolyzing O-glycosyl compounds
Source: RefSeq, a predicted model, not a curated record